Bombus huntii is the source of this 697-nucleotide messenger RNA. Its product is annotated as immediate early response 3-interacting protein 1. The record is from RefSeq and is a predicted model, not a curated record. The coding region runs from base 325 to 573 and encodes 82 amino acids. Gene Ontology annotation, biological process: endoplasmic reticulum to Golgi vesicle-mediated transport. Gene Ontology annotation, cellular component: endoplasmic reticulum membrane; Golgi membrane; COPII-coated ER to Golgi transport vesicle. NCBI's taxonomy places the organism in Eukaryota, Metazoa, Arthropoda, Insecta, Hymenoptera, Apidae. The transcript is spliced from 4 exons.
UUAGACAAUGCGACUUUUUACAUAAUAAUUUACAAAUCUGCGUGAAAAUAUCAACAGCGGGCAUGGAGGAAUUUGGUAGAAUUUUUAUUAUAUAACGAUUGUACAAUGUCUCAACUAUAAUUUCGACAGACGCGAGCUACGUUCCUCCAAAUUUGAAUCGCCGUUAUAGUGCUUUUUAGUUUCCAGCGGAACAUAGAAGAUGGCAGGACGGUUCCUAAUCGAUACAAAUUGAUUGGUUGAUGCGUAUGAAGCUGUUUUACCUUUCCCUACACUCGUGGCGCUGCGUGAUAUUCUCAAUGUUAUCAUUCAUCAUAUCGAUAUAAUAUGGCGUUUACACUUUGGACACUUUUUGAAGCGACUAUGUUGUGUUUGAAUGCGAUCUGCGUUUUGAACGAAGAAAGAUUUCUUGCAAAAGUUGGUUGGGCGUCGUGGCAAAAUGUUCAAGGCUUCGGAGAACCUCCUACAGCAAAGUCACAAAUUUUAAACCUUAUUAGGUCCAUACGAACGGUGGCACGAAUUCCAUUGAUAUUCCUAAAUAUCGUAACAAUAAUUGUGAAACUGGUGCUUGGGUGAAAGAAACGAUUGAUGGUGUAAAUAAAAGGACAAUGAGCUGUGAAAAGUGAUGUACAUAAACGCAAAAUUACAUUCUUUUAUUUUUACCUUUGUAUCGAAGAGUAAAGUAUUUUUUAUUAUAUCA